Messenger RNA from Saccharomyces eubayanus, 1371 nucleotides. It is a transcript of the gene ENT1, whose product is annotated as epsin. Gene Ontology annotation, biological process: actin filament organization; endocytosis. Gene Ontology annotation, cellular component: clathrin vesicle coat; plasma membrane; endosome. Bases 1 to 1371 code for a protein of 456 amino acids. Gene Ontology annotation, molecular function: phospholipid binding; clathrin binding. NCBI's taxonomy places the organism in Eukaryota, Fungi, Ascomycota, Saccharomycetes, Saccharomycetales, Saccharomycetaceae. The transcript has a single exon. The record is from RefSeq and is a predicted model, not a curated record.
AUGUCAAAGCAGCUUGUUAGGUCUGCGAAGAAUCUGGUGAAGGGUUACUCUUCUACCCAGGUGUUGGUGAGAAAUGCCACGUCCAACGACAAUAAUCAGGUGUCCAAAGACUCGUUGAUAGAACUGGCAGAAAAGUCGUAUGAUAGUGUAGAUUUUUUCGAGAUCAUGGAUAUGCUUGACAAGAGGCUGAACGAUAAGGGGAAGUACUGGAGACACAUCGCGAAAGCGCUGACUGUGUUGGACUACCUAAUUAGAUUUGGUAGCGAAAACUGUGUUCUUUGGUGUAGAGAGAACUUGUACAUCAUCAAGACGUUGAAGGAGUUCAGGCACGAUGACGAUGAAGGCGUAGAUCAGGGCCAAAUUGUCAGAGUUAAGGCUAAAGAAUUGACGUCAUUGUUGUCCGACGAAGAGAGGCUAAACGAAGAAAGGAACAUGAACAUCAAGGGCAGGAACAGGGGAGGAAGAAGGACAAGAGGAACCAACCGUGACGGCGAGGAUGAUGACGAUUUGCAGAGAGCCAUUGAUGCUAGCAGAAUGACUGCGGAUGAAGAUGAAAGAAGAAGAAAGCAGGACGAGGACUACGAAACCGCCUUGCAAUUGAGUAAAGAGGAAGAGGAGUUAAAGAGAUUACAGGACUUACAAAGAAUGCAAGCACAACAGCAACAGCAACAACCCAUGUACUACGAUAUCUUUGGCAAUCCAAUCACGCCCGAAGAGUAUGCACAGUUCCAACUAGAACAACAACAACAACAACUACUUCAACUACAACAACAACAACAACAACAACAACCAAUGUACUACGAUAUGUUCGGUAAUCCUAUAUCACCAGAAGAGCUAGCACAGUUUCAACAAGAACAGCAACAGCAACUAUACUUAACCUCCUUACAACAGCAACAAGCUACAUCCAACAACCCAUUUGCCAAGCCCAACCAAGAAGCAAGUCCACAGAGACAAGAUGUACCAUCAAUGAACGCGUCAUCUAUGCCGCAACAACAACAACAACAACAACAACAACAGGAGGAGCCAUUAACACAAACAAGGACAGGUAAUCAAUCGAUGACGGACAAAUACAGUAAAUUAAACGAACUAUUAGGCACAGGCACGGGCAUUGACACAUUUGGUAACUUCGGGGAUACCCGUGUUCCCGCUCAACAUACCAAGACGGGGACAUUCAUUAACUCCCAGGGUACAGGCUAUAGGCAAGUUUCCAAUGACCCAAAGCAUAAUCCAUUCCUAAACAGUCAAUAUACGGGUCUGCCAAGUACCAACGUUGUACCAACACAAACAGGCUACGGAUUUGGGAACCAACAACAGCAACAAUCUCAAACUAACAGCUCAAAUAGCCAAGGCUAUGCUUUAAUUGAUCUUUGA